Messenger RNA from Fomitiporia mediterranea MF3/22, 2957 nucleotides. RefSeq names its product P-loop containing nucleoside triphosphate hydrolase protein. The transcript is spliced from 7 exons. Gene Ontology annotation, biological process: mRNA splicing, via spliceosome. Gene Ontology annotation, cellular component: nucleus. The record is from RefSeq and is a predicted model, not a curated record. Bases 129 to 2735 code for a protein of 868 amino acids. Gene Ontology annotation, molecular function: ATP binding; RNA helicase activity; nucleic acid binding. NCBI's taxonomy places the organism in Eukaryota, Fungi, Basidiomycota, Agaricomycetes, Hymenochaetales, Hymenochaetaceae.
AGCCUGCCGUAUCAUCGACAACCUCGAAGCCUACUGCACAGCUCAACCGAGCAGCAUUCGGAGGUUUGGGCUUGAAAGGGUUACCUUUGAAAUCGGAACUUGUAAAGGGCGCUGGAACGAAAACUGCUAUGAUGGACGAUGUGACAGAGACUACACGUAAACUGGAAAAGCUGGAGGAUAUGCCAGCCAUUGACAUGAGCAUGCCUAACGACGAAAGCGUCGGCGAAAACCUUGAAGCUGACGAUGACGACGAAGAGGCGAACAAGUUAGAUGAAGAGAAGAAGGCGAUGGCGAAGGAUCGAAUGGAUGUCGAUGAGGGAGAUGAGUUCGACCCCUUGGAUGCUUUCAUGAGCGAGGUCAAACAGGAAGUCAAGAAAGUUGACGAAAUGGACUUACAAAAGAUGAUGGAAGACCCGAACUAUCGUCGGCGUCGCCUCGAAGAUCGUUUGGGUGAAGAGGGAGGUGAUGAAGAAGAUGUUGAGGUCAUCGCCGACGAACUUGACGCCACGGACCUCAAUCCAGAAGAUAUCCUCGCCCUUGCGGCUAAGAAGGCAAAGAAGAAGGAACUUGCAUCGGUCGACCAUUCACGUAUUGUCUAUGAGCCCUUCCGGAAGGAGUUCUACCGUGCUCCUCCUGAAAUCGCAGAAAUGACGGACGAAGAGGCAGAUUUGCUACGCCUGGAACUAGAUGGCAUUAAAAUUCGCGGAAUUGAUUGCCCUCGACCAAUCACUAAAUGGAGUCACUGUGGACUACCUGCCAGUUGUCUCGAUGUCAUAAAGAAACUCGGCUUUACCGGCCCUACUCCCAUUCAGGCGCAGGCCAUCCCAGCAAUCAUGUCUGGGCGUGACGUUAUUGGUGUCGCGAAGACUGGCUCUGGGAAGACCAUCGCUUUUCUUCUACCACUCUUCCGUCAUAUCAAGGACCAGCGCCCCCUUGAACCAAUGGAGGGUCCAAUGGCUAUUGUUAUGACUCCUACUCGCGAGUUAGCGACACAGAUCCAUCGUGAAUGUAAGCCAUUCCUAAAGGUUCUCAAUUUACGGGCAGUCUGUGCUUACGGUGGUUCGCCGAUAAAGGACCAAAUUGCAGAGAUGAAGAAAGGAGCAGAGAUCAUAGUCUGUACUCCAGGACGGAUGAUUGACCUCCUCACGGCAAACUCUGGACGUGUAACAAACCUCAAGCGGGUAACAUACCUUGUUCUUGACGAGGCUGAUCGAAUGUUUGAUAUGGGUUUUGAGCCCCAAGUGAUGAAAAUUGUGGGUAAUAUCAGACCUGACCGUCAGACCGUGUUGUUCUCUGCUACAUUUCCCAAACAAAUGGAUUCUCUCGCCCGAAAAAUUCUCAAGAAACCUCUUGAAAUCACUGUUGGCGGACGCUCAGUAGUGGCCGCUGAGAUUGAACAAAUUGUGGAGGUUCGCGUAGAAGAAACGAAAUUCCACCGUUUACUCGAAAUUCUGGGGCAGAUGUACAAUGAGGAUCCUGAAUGCAGGACCCUUAUUUUCGUUGACCGACAAGAGGCCGCGGAUAACCUACUCCGCGAGCUUCUUCGUAAAGGGUAUCUCUGCAUGAGUUUGCACGGUGGGAAGGAUCAAGUGGAUCGAGAUCAAACGAUCGCAGACUUCAAGGCUGGAUUUGUGCCUAUUGUCAUCGCGACGUCGGUCGCCGCUCGUGGGCUGGAUGUAAAGCAACUCAAGCUUGUUAUUAACUACGACGCUCCUAAUCACAUGGAGGACUACGUGCAUCGCGCAGGGAGGACAGGACGUGCCGGGAACAAGGGUACCUGCGUCACCUUUAUCACUCCGGAACAGGACAGAUACUCCGUAGACUUAUUUAGAGCACUUAGAGCUAGCAAUGCGAAGGUGCCGCAAGAAUUGGAAGAUCUAGCGAAUGGUUUCCUGGAGAAAGUUAAAGCCGGCAAGGCACAUGCUGCGGGCUCGGGCUUCGGUGGCAAAGGGCUCGAUAGAUUGGAUAAAGAGCGUGACGCCAAAGAGAAGGCGGAACGUAAGGCUUAUGGUGAAGGCGAUGACAAACCGGAGGAGAAGCCUGAGGAGGUGGCUGGUCCUGAUCCUGCUGCUGGAGCAGUAAAGACCGAGUCGAAGGAUGAAAUGACAUUUGGCAACUUCAAGGUUGAGAUCAAGCGAGGACCAGCACCAGACUCUUCAAAGGGUGUACUCGGCGUUGCAGGUGCCGCGGCGGCGGCGCGCAGACUUGCCCAAGCUAAAGAAGAAGAGAAAAUGCAGAGCUCGUUACGUGCUGCAGAGGAGGCCGCAGCCCGUGCAGGGAAAGACACAGCAGCUUAUAAACAAGCGCAGAGUGUUGUUUCGAAAUUAAAUGCACAGCUUCGUGUGGCACGGCUAGUCGCGCAAAGCCAGACCGCUUUCGAGGCGAAGGGCGGAUCCGUCAGUGCUCCCGAUGCGACAGACUUCCACGCUAUCAUUCCCAUCAACGACUAUCCUCAGAAAGCGAGAUGGCGUGUUACUAAUAAGGAGACUAUGGUGCAGCUCAUUGACCAGACGGGAGCCUCGGUUACAAACAAAGGUAUAUACUAUGAGCCCGGGAAAGAGCCGCCUCCAGAAGGUCCUCCAAAAUUACAUCUGCUCGUCGAAUCAAAUGAGGAAUGGAGGGUUGAGCAAGCAGUGCGGGAGAUCAAGCGCCUCCUUGUGGAAGCAUCUGCCGCCGCACUGCAGGCAGAAUAUCGUAAUCCGUCUGGAACGGCUGGUCGCUACAGUGUGGUCUGAAAAACUAUUUGCCCUUGUGGCGGUCCCUUGGCGGAUGUAUUUUUACCGGGCCGAAAUGUCAGGGACGGCGAUCGACUUGGCUUUGAGUCCGCUUUCUCCGAUCUCUAUUGACGUGUACAUAUUUGGCAACUGUAUUUCUUUGAUGGUCAUAUUUCUCGCUUUUAGAAGUAGAUUAGCUUAAUCAACCUCUGUGUUCUUCGUCUAUAUACAUGACGAAAUAGC